Ixodes scapularis (black-legged tick) is the source of this 5102-nucleotide messenger RNA. RefSeq names its product protein phosphatase 1L. Gene Ontology annotation, molecular function: cation binding; protein serine/threonine phosphatase activity. Bases 103 to 1305 code for a protein of 400 amino acids. The transcript is spliced from 4 exons. Gene Ontology annotation, biological process: protein dephosphorylation. NCBI's taxonomy places the organism in Eukaryota, Metazoa, Arthropoda, Arachnida, Ixodida, Ixodidae. The record is from RefSeq and is a predicted model, not a curated record.
GAUCAUGAGCCAACAAUGGCGAAAACGCGAUUGCGACGUGGACAACACUGAUCAAGCAUUGCAUCUUUCUGUUUCUCGAGGAGAAUCUGGAGGAGGAAGAACAUGGACGAUGAUCUGGAAGAUGAACUCGUAAACGAAAUAUUUUGGGCCCACGUGAAGAUUCUUUCCAAAGUCAGGCUGGACCUGUCCAUGAUGGCGGACGCGGCAGUCUUCUACCUCCGGCUGUACAUGUUCCGGCCCGGGACCGUGGCCGUGGCGGUCGCACUCAUCGCGGGCAUCCUCCUCUGUCAUUCCACUGAUAUCUGGUUUCACCUGCUGGCCCGGAGACUGGAGGUGCUUAGUGGAUAUUACGGCAACAGGGACAAGAUAAGGCUGCUGGUGAAUCCGACGUCGAGGAGUGACCGGGCAUCGUGGGAGCUCCAGGGCAGGCACGCGGGCGUGUACGCCGUCCAGGGACGGAGACCCAGGAUGGAGGACAGGUUCAGCAUCCUCAGCGAUGCAGAUCACGACAUCCACUUGUACGGAAUCUUCGACGGUCACGGAGGGGAGUUGGCAGCUGACUUUGCGGAGAAGAAGUUGUUUCCGUCCCUGAUCAAGAGGCUCGUCGAGGUCAAAAGCCAGCACCGGACGCCAAAGGAAACGCCAGAGCAGAGGGCAGAAGGGACUAGGGCAUUGCUCGCCGAGUUUUCGCGAGUCAUCACCGAGGAGAUACUUCGCCUUGACACAGACCUAUUGGCUGCAGCCAAGGCCAAGAAAGACUUGUCAGGUUCCACAGCGCUGGUGGCACUGGUGCACGCUGCACACCUGGUGGUGGCAAACGUCGGGGACUCGCGGGGGGUCUUGUGCGACAAGAAGGGUCAGGCCGUCCCCCUCUCCUUCGACCACAAGCCACAGCAGCUGAAGGAGCACAAGCGCAUCAAGGAGGCCGGCGGCUUCAUCACCUUCAACGGCGUGUGGCGCGUGGCCGGCGUGCUGGCCACCUCCCGCGCCCUCGGCGACUUCCCGCUCAAGGACCGCCGCCUGGUGGUGGCCCAGCCGGACGUUCUCACCUUCAACCUGGCCGACCUGGGCGCCACCUUCAUGGUGCUCGCCUCGGACGGGCUCUGGGACGCGCUGAGCAACGACGACGCCGUGGCCUUCGCCGCACCGCACCUCGACGAGCCCCUGUGCGGAGCGCGGAGCCUCGUCAACAGGGCGUACGACAUCGGCUCCCUGGACAACAUCAGCGCGCUCGUUGUUGACCUCCGUGCCGUCGUCGGCGAUUCGGGGCAGGGCGACGGCAGGACUCAUGUCGUUGGAGAGUGAACUUGGGUUUCGGCAAACGACGCGUCGUUUGGUGUAAUCAUCGGGUUUGUACGCGCACGUCUUCUGGGCUGCGGCAUUUGAAGAAGUGAUUUGUUGCCGCUGCCGUCAGCUCGUGCAAUCAGCGCGUCGUUUUGAUCUUGUCGUCAGGUUUGGUACGAGAGUCCUCUGGCUUGUGGUAUCUGGAGAAGCGCGUCGUCGCCUCCGUGCCAGUCAGGUUUAGAAUUUGGAAGACAUUGUUGCUGGCACCGAAGGGGCGAUCUGAACAUGCUGCAUUUGCCUGUCGUCAAGCUCACGCAGGCACCGAGGUAAAUUGCCUUAUGACUCAUUCAUCUUGCCGUCGUGUGGUGGGCGUGUUCCUGUUCGUUUUGUGUUAUAGACCACACUGUAAAUGGCUGUGGGCAUCACUCGACGGCUUGGUUCACGUUCCGGUUUGAUUGUCGACCACGUUGCAGGUGCCAAACCUCUCAGAAAUUUGUUUUGGCAGCUCCUGUGAAGAUGGGGGGGGGGGGGUGCCAGAAAACUAUUGAAAUUUAUUUCGGAGAUACUGGCAUUGCUACGAUGCACCGCGAAGGUUACCUUUCCCAACUGUUGCCAUGCGCUCGUACAGAUCAAUUGACGUUUUGCUUUAAGAGGCGCUUGCAAGGUCUUAUCGAGAUGUGCACCUGCCUUUGCCUUUUUGCAUAAACAGAAUUUGGAGGUCAGGUGACAUGCUCUAUCUCAACAGACGUCAUUCGUGGUUUAGAGUUGGCGUUGUUUGCAGAUUCAGUUUGUUUCGUGGAAAGAGCAGAGUUUGGUUUGCAAAACUGUAUAUAGGCAACAUCCUGGUGAACAACACUGGUUCCUAUUUUUGUUUUGUUAUGUAUAAUAUUCGGAGCAGGACACUAGUGACUUUGCAAGUGCAGUUUAUUUUGCCUGGUAUACCUGUUUUGUUUUUUUCUUGAAUUGUACAUAGCAGAGGAAUUAGACAGUUCCUGCUUUUGUGUUGUGUGUAAUAGUCCUGUGUAGAGAGUUGAUUUUUUUUUUUUUUUUCACAUUGUUUCUUUAGAAAUAAAGUAAAUCAAGCAUUGUGGUACAAACUAUGCAUAACUAUAUCUUAGGCUCGAAGCCCUGGUUGUCUCUGAAAGGUCAAUCUUGAAGCAAUUAAUUUUUUUUUGUGGUGAAUGAUGUGUAAUCUAAAGGUUUCCUUACUGCAGGAAUCCAUCAUCUUUUAAAUGUAUGAUUUGAGAGUUUUGUCUAAAAGAAUGCACGCACUACCAGAUCUUGGGCAAGGAAGCCGGAUCCUGUUGGCUUCCGAUGUUAGUCUUCCUAAAAGGCUACUUGUGUGCUCAUUGGGGAUUAUCUGAGGCUUUUUCCUUCGAAAAGCCCCUUCCCCUUUUCUUUUGACAACCACAAAAAAAAAAAAAGAAGAGAACCAUACUCUUCAACCCCUAACUAGAAAAAUAGUGGAUUGAAUUGUAUUCUUACAACUUAGAAUGUGCAUUGAAUGCUAGCAUGAACAUUAGUGCUUUUUUACAUUUUAAACGGGCAGUCUAUUGAUUAGCACCACUCUUAACUGCUUAUGCUGGUGCCCCAAACAAGCCCUAGCCACCACACUAUAGUAGUUUCGACAAGAACUAAAAAAACGGGAGAAACUGUCAAUGGGAUUGUUCUUAUUAAUAGUGUUGCGCUGUGUAACAUAAUUUAUGGCACUUGUACUAGCUUUAGUAGUAUGAGCUGAGGUUCUUGGCUUCACUAGUACUAAUUUAUUUAUGAUUACCCGCAGCACCUUAUUGGUAGUUGACCGUUAUGUUCACAUGCUAGCUUUGUUUUGCACAAAGCAGCACAUACUGUUUAUAUUUAAGAGCAAGAAGCAAAUUGAGUGCUUGUCAUGAAACAAACGAGUUGUUUUGUUAAUCGUUUGGCAAUUUGGAUAUGAUGGUGUUUGUUUCUGUCACGCUGCACAAACUAGAAGCGCUUGCUGCACGGCGAAAAACUUUGUUGUCACGGACAUCUUGCCUCGUGAGAGUUUAAGCAAGAAAAAAAGCACUGUUUUUGGAGUUGCAUGCUCUCAAGUUUGAGCUGAAUUUAAGUACUGCUAUUGUUGCUGAGGGCCUUUGGGACCUGUGAGGUCAUUGUUAGGACCAUUCCUUGUGAACUGGACGUUAAGAAUUUCCUGCAGUCUCCCAUUUCCCCGAGUCAAUUAAAGCUACAACUCCCACGUGUCUCAGAUUCAAGAGAAUCUUGUUCAUGAUAAUCAAGUAAUGUCUACUGUAGCUCUAGAAAACAUAGCAAAAUGCUUGGGUAGUGUUAAACAUACUAGCAUGAUGUGAAGGCAAUUUAGGUUAGGUCUCCUAUGGCUGUGAGAUGUGUGUCUCACAGUCAGUGUAUUUUUACCAGUUUUUAGGCUGCAUUCUUAUUUUAGUAGGUUGUUUCAUACUACAAAAGCAUUGUUAGCAGAAUGACAUAAGAUGUGGUAUUUAUAGUCCAGUGCCCUACUACCCCAGUUUGCUAGUAAAUUUACAUUACUUGUUGCAAUAUUUUUGGGACUUUUUUUUUACAGGCAUACAAUUUUACAAGCACUGUUAAAUAGUAGUUGUAGACUAAAAUUAAGCAUUGUACAUGUGCUAAUAAGAUCUAGCGAAUGGGGUCCUAACCGCAUGCACUUUAAUUGCAAGAUAAGAAAUCAAAUGGCCUCAGGCCAGUUUUUUCCUUUUAAUUAGAACCAUACUGCUUUAAUUGCAUGCAGUUUUGUUCAGCAUGUUUUUGGCUAGAAUAUAAUGAGUGGGCACAAGCAUACAACUGUCUCAUCAAAGUCUCUUACAUGUGCAAGGUAGUUCUUUUCCUCUUUUUUUCCUUGCGUGCCCUGGCAUUGCAUCACUUAUGUCUUUUUAACAGUACUUAGUGUGCUUUGGGUCACUUCAUGGAACUCUUGUGCACCUUGUGAACCUACUCUGAAAGCCAUCCAAUGCGUUCUCAUGUUGCCGUCCAGGGUCGCUUGAUCAGAACCAGGUGGUGUUUGCAACAGACUGGUACGAUCGGCAGAUUUAUUUAUAAUAUUAGUCUGACCUCUGAAAACUAUUAAUAUACCUUGCAAGUGUUUGUACACUCGUGCCGCCAUCUGCACAACUCUCUCGCAGUUCUCGCGUUGUGGGAAUUCGGGUUGGCGGCAUGCAGUGCCACCGCUAUUGAUUGUUUGUUGUGCUGCGGCCGUUCGAGUACUUUGAAUCUCGCGCGCGGCGUUGACUGCCUGGAAAGCGAUGCCACCUGUUGCUCGUUCUAUGUGCUUGGGAAAUGCAUUGUUAGUCGCAGCACGUGCGUUGUUGCAUAGUUGUUCUUCGGCCAUUUUUUGUGGUGAGCUCUCUUACUUUUCUUAUACAUUAGACUCGGUUUCUGCGGUGAUGUUUCUGUUUUUGCGUAAGCUGGCCUCGUUGCUGGUAGCUCGUAACCCUCUAGUCUCUUUUACGCUAUUUUUGGUCCUCAAGACUCGAGUUUACAUUCUUUUACGGUAGGGAGAUUACCACGUGCACCCACUGCUAUUCAUACAUUAGCCAUCGAUCCGUUGCUAACUCUCAGCCGACACGCAACCAUUCAUGCCAAAGCCGCUAGUGCAUUUCCAGGUGUGUGCAACCGUCACAGUUUGCCUUUCUCAACUGAUUUUUUUUUGGAACUUGAUCCUACUACUCAACUUGGGGGAGCUAACCUCACUGGCUGAGCGUGGCAGUUGUUUUGUCCUGCGAGAGGUAUCUGAUGUACACUUGUAAAGCGUCAUUGAAUGACAGGUUUACCGGUCAUAAAGAGAAGUUUGGAACUUGUGACAA